Molecule: messenger RNA, 3610 nt
Organism: Anguilla anguilla (European eel)
Lineage: Eukaryota; Metazoa; Chordata; Actinopteri; Anguilliformes; Anguillidae
Gene: gimapl
Product: GTPase IMAP family member 4
Exons: 4
Coding region: 89-922 (277 amino acids)
Molecular function (GO): GTP binding
Source: RefSeq, a predicted model, not a curated record
UGCGUACACGCCUCCCGCCUGACAACCAAGCAGGAAAUCCUCCUCCUGUAGUUUGGAAGGGGCAAAUAAAGUCAAAUAUAGUGGAAACAUGGCAUCCGAGAUACCAGAUCCUCCUGCUGGUGAUGGGCUGUCGGACCCAGAGGAGGAGGAGAAGAGGGCCGCGGCGGCUGCCCUAGAGGCCAACCAGCAGCCAGAGCUGAGGGUGGUGCUGCUGGGCUGGAGGUGGCCUGGCAAGAGCCUGACGGGGAACACCAUCCUUGGGCGGGAGGACUUCCGGCUGGAGAGGGCGGCCGAGUUCUGCGUUAAGAGGGAGACGGAGGUGGCCGGGCGCAGGGUGGUGGUGGUGGACACGCCGGGCUGGUUCUCCUCCCAGGACACGCCGGCGGUGUACCAGCAGGAGAUCGUGCGGGGGGCCUCCAUGUGCCCCCCGGGGCCACACGCCUUCCUGCUUGUGAUCCCUGUGGGCAUGUUCACCGAGGUGGAUCGGGCGCGGGUGGAGGAGCACCUGGCCCUGUUCGGGGAGAACGUGUGGCGUCACACCCUGGUGGUCUUCGCCUGGGCCGAGGUGCUGAAGACCAUCUCCAUCGAGAGGCACAUCCGCAGGGAGGGCAGGGACCUGCAGCAGGUGGUGGAGCGCUGCAAGAACAGGUACCACGUCAUCAACAACAACAUCUUCGGGGAGCACCCCCAGGUGCCCCGCCUCCUGGAGAAGAUCGAGAAUAUGGUGGCGGAGGAGGGGGGCUUGUACAUCGCAGGCGCCGUGGAGAAGAAGCCGCUCAACCAGAACGUGGUGGAGCGGGACCUUGGAGCCAGGCCCAAGCAGAACAACACCCUGGGCUUAGUCAAAAACAUGGAGGUGUAUCCGCCACAUCAGUCAGGUGACAGGAAGAACAGCAAAGCUGAAACGAACAAGACACAGUGACCUUGACCAUGAUGUCUUCCAGUGGCCAGCGUCACAAGUUGGAACAACUGAUAGAGCGGACCUGACGAGCCACAGAAAUUAUUGGAAAGAGGUCUUGGAGAGUAGUAUGUACAAUGGAGCACAUGGUCUGGUGAUAGUGCUUUUGGAUUUCAGUCUCCCACAGACAACCCCUCCCCCUCAAAUAUUAUUAUUAUUUUCAAAAAUAAUUAUAUUUAUUACUUGGAAUAUGGUUGUCAUUUCAGCCAUAUGUGAUCUUAGCAGACAGUUGUUUUAUUAUGUAAUUAAGUAUGUAUGAAUACAGUUGAUGGAAAACCUACUGUAAAUCUGAUCCUUAAAAGUAGAACAGCAACACUUGGUACAGUGCUGUCAGCGUCACAUUAAAACACUCCAGUCUGGUAUGACUACCUCAUUGGCCUUACUGGAGUCUAUUGCUGUAACUGAAUGGAGCAGGACCGAAAGUACUUUGAGGUUUUAAGUGCCUUAUUCUACCCACCUACAGCAGCCUUUCAGUGUGUUAUGGAAGUGUAACAGCCCUUCUGAACGCCAGAGACAAGUUGAGACUUCUCACACUGACAGAAUUUACACUGCAAAAAGUCUGUUUUGACAACUGCUUUAGUCUUGAGUGAGACUUAAAAUCUUACUUCUUCUCUCAAGUAGAAAAUAUGGACUUGUUUUAAGUUACAGUUUGCUUGACAAGCAAAAUUUUCUUACACCAAUGGAAAAUCUUGAAAUCAAACUGUCUCACCUGAUUCGCACUAGUUUUGUCUCAUUUAGCAAAAAAGUUAUAGAUAUAAGAGUGUAAAUUCAAGUUUAAAACUAAAAUGCUUGUUGAGAUUGACCUAUUUUUUUGUAGUGUACUGCUAGGUUACAUUCCAUCAGCAGCAGUGAUUGUGGAUACUUCUACAAGGUACUUUUACCAAACACAAGAACAAUUCAGGCAUCUUUUAGCCUACAACCUUCUUUACAAACAAUCCAGUGGUAUAUGUGAAGUAACCAGAGGAAGAGAUGUCCAAAGAUAAACUAAUCUGGGAAUGCUGGAACAGAGCUAUACCAAGGCAUGUAAGCAAAGAGAACUGCACACUAAUCACAUUAUGCACAUAUUGGUUUCUCGUGUCUCCCCAUAUUGGAAAGCUAUUUUGAACUUUUUCUUGGUUAUUAUUGAUACAUUGAUGGUUUAUUUUGGUCUGGGGUCAGUAAAACGUGCCCUAUGCUUGGUGAAAACGGUGUCCUGUUGAAUUUUGGUUAUGUGUUGUACCAAACUAAGGAAUCGCUGCUGAAUAAUACUUGAAUAAAAUUCAAGGAAAGAGUGUGGUGACCUGAUGGCAUGAAGUUUCUCAUCUCUGUGGGCUAUAAGCCCAUCUGACAGCACUACAGUUGUCGGCUUCAUUGAUCUAAUGUCCACCUUAGUAUGUUCCAUUGUAGCAUACUAGUGUGGACAUUGGAGAUAUGCCGAAACAAAGGCUUGCUUGGUUUACCUUAUAAAACUAGAGUAACCGCAAUAUAUCGACACAAUCGCAGGAGUUUUUAGACAGUGUAUCAAAGAUGGUGACCAAAAAUGAAAUAAGGUUCCAUAUCAGAUUUCAUCAAAAUGAGUGUCACUGUGCAAUUGUUUUAGUUUGUGACCGCUUUUUAUUAAAUAUUUAAAUAUUUAAAAGUACACCAUACACAUUAAUAUUUGAGUGAUUUCGUGUUUCUGAAAGAAGCUGAUUGCUUGCUUGUGAAUUGCCAUUUUAUACAGAAGAUUAAAGCAAGAGGACGUAGUUUCACUCAUUUAUCAGCAACUUAUUUGUUCACCUUUGUUUGUCAACUAGUUUUUAUUGAAAAUAAAUAAUUUAGAUAGACAGUGUAACCCAAACCGAAGGCUAGUAAUUGAUACCCAUGGCUGCGAAUGUGAUCAUUGACGCUACUUGACACCAAGCGGCACGCAAUGCCAUGCCUGUUAACAAAAUCAAAGUAGUUACACACACGUUAGUAAACCUUUAUGUGCAGCACUGUUGAAGAAAUAUCCACAGUAGAAGUUCCACUUCAUCAAAUACCCACCAAGGAUAACAUGUUACGAGCUCCGCUUACAGUUCUGUACGCUAUCAAGAAAUCUAGUUCAGUACUCUGUAUAUUACUAGAAUUUGAGUCAUAGCACAGGCUUAGCAAUUGCUAAGUAAAAGCUUGGUUUUUGCUGGGGUUUUUACAAUCUGUUUUUUGUGCUCUUUACCAUUUGUAGAGUGAUGUGAGGGGAUAGUGAGGGACAUGAGUUCUGAAGAAUGUAGUUUCAUAUUUAUGCUGACAACUAUAUGCAAUGAUAUGAAUGUAGGAUGAAAUGUUUCUGUGGCAUACUGUGUAAUAUUUUAAGUUGUUUUUGGCUGAUACUUUAUGUGUGAAAAUGUACCUUCUGGUUCUAAAAUUCUGGUAUGAAGUAUAGCAAAGUAAACUUGUUUAUUGGAGGAAUAAUUGCACCAAAGAUGUAGUGAAUUGGGUGGAUGGUACCUAAAGCUUUCUACACAUAAUGUUUAGUCUGACAACAAAAUACUUUUGUUUCAAAUAAUAGUAAUGCCUUGUUGAAGCCUCCAAUGGCUUUGGAUGAACUUAUAUUUCUAUAUUGUACUGUACUUUGCUGUACUUUUAUUUUUCGAAUGCAUUUUCAUGACAAUGUAUGUUUUCUAUUGUCAAAUAAAUGAGAACCAAUUAAUUCAU